Molecule: messenger RNA, 7203 nt
Organism: Plasmodium fragile
Lineage: Eukaryota; Apicomplexa; Aconoidasida; Haemosporida; Plasmodiidae
Exons: 1
Coding region: 1-7203 (2400 amino acids)
Biological process (GO): regulation of transcription by RNA polymerase II
Cellular component (GO): mediator complex
Molecular function (GO): transcription coregulator activity
Source: RefSeq, a predicted model, not a curated record
AUGAUGGCACUGGGUGGUAGGGACGGGCCAGACAGGCCAGACGAGUCCGUCCACAGGGAUUACCCCACCGCGGAUGGUCUUCACCAUGGCGCUGAUAUGAACCCCGCUGAUGUGAACGAUAACUACGACGUGUGUGAUGACAGCGAGGGUUAUGAAGACUACAAAGGAAUCAGCUACGGCAUGCUUUUGAAAAAAGUGGUGCGGAGGUCCAUAAAUGACUGGAGUCUCUUUUGUGAUCGAGUGGAUAACGACAAUGGAGGCAAUUGUGAUUAUCUUAGAAGUGCCCUCAUUCAGUACUGCAGGCACAUGAGGGAGUGCUUCCUAAAGCUCCUGGAGCUAAAUACAUUCAGAAGAAACUAUAAAGACAUUAAUGAUAUAAUUAAACUGAUUUUAGAAUAUAAAGAAAAUAACAGAGAACUGAAAACCAAGUACCAGUAUGAAUUAUAUUUGUGCAAAGUAAGAAUAAUGGACCUCCAAAUUAACGAAAGUAAUAUCCUUUGUGCUAUGGAUUUAUUGUCCACAGGCAAGUACACGAGGUUCCCUCUUCUCUUCAAGGAGAUCUUAACCAACCCAACAGAUUCUUUCAUUCCAAAUUUAGAUGUGAAUCAAAUAAACAUAUUGAAAAAAAGAAUCGUGGAUGAAUUUUUAAUUAAUUAUUAUUCUUCCAGGAUACCUAAGGAUAAAGUAAAUUUUAUAUUUGCAGACGGGUUCAUAGAGUUAGAUGUGGUUAACGAAGUAAAGGUUUCUCUUAUCACGGACUUUGUUACAUGGAGUAUUGUUAAGGCAGACAUUUCCUUUCUACGCCACAUGAAUUUGCACGCGUCCCAUAAUUUGAACCUCAUCAGUUUGGUCACCUAUGGCGUUGUGCAGAAAAUGAGCGAACUGGCUGGAGCGCAGCAGAUGAGAGGAGUCGCCUCCUCAGAGCAGAUGCGUGAGGGGGAUACCCCCUCCGAACAUAGUGACAGGGAGAGUUCCCACAACGACGAGUUUUUGCUAAGCAUAGAAGGAAGAACCCAUCACAACGACAAACAAGCACGCGUGGACGAAAUGCGGCAUGGCCGUAUGAACCCCAUCGAGCAGCACUACCACAGAGAAAGAGAAAAAAGGACACAAGCAGAGGAAACACUACCGCUGGCAGAUGUGCUCUACGAAAUAUACAAAAUCAGUCACUUCUAUUGUAGUGUACAAAUAAUGGAAUUUUUUAAAGGCUGUAUAAAUCAGUAUAAUACAUUUAACUACGCAGCGAAGAAAGUUUUUAUUUAUAAAUAUUUUUCAAAUAGGACAGUAGAGAUGACUCCCUCCUGUUACAACUACAGUCUGAGUGAUAAAGAUGCAUCUCUACACCUAGACAUUCAUUUGUAUGAGUGCGAACUGAGUAAGGGAAUGUACGAGUGGUUUGAAAAAAUCCCCCUACUUGACCAAUAUACCAAAAAAAAAAUGAUUCUUAAAUUUGUCUUAAAUAAUGAAACUGGGAACAUAAAUGUAUUUUUGUGGCCAUUUAGUUUUUUUAAAAAAAGGAAAAAGGAAAAUUUCCGCACGGAUGAAAUUUUGACCUUUUAUGAGUUGCUCUACUGUGAUAUAUUACAGAGCAGGAUGAAGAAGCUGUUUAAGUUUGACCCAGCUGAUAUUCACUUAGAGAGUUGGUUCACUCGAGUGGCCAAUUGCGUCACGCGUUUUUUGUUUUCCAUUUUGAAGGCAUUUAGUUCAGUCGGGGGGGAAGUACUCCACGGCUUAGGUAGCAUGGAUCACACCUGGAGCAGCGAGACCUCCUUCCAAAACAAAGCAAUUGGUGUGCAUGAGUUGAUACAAGAUUAUUUCUUCCAUUUGGGUUACAUACGUGGGGAGCUGCGUUGUGAGGACGAGGGGGUGGACAGCCUAACGGGGCGCCUCACCCCACAGGGGGGCGAAAACUACGCGCAGCGAUGUGAAAACAAUGCGCAGCGAAGCGAAAACGGUGUAGGGGAAGACGCACAAGUACGCAUGACGACCCUACAAAACCGCAUCAAAACAGUCCUCAUGAGGAAGAAAAAUGGAGACUUUUGCCUUCUAAGGUACACAUUCUACGAACAGAAAAUCGACCUCUUCUUAAGUAAGCAAAGUGAAAAGUUCACCUUCAUGUGUCAUUGGAAAAGCAAAACGUUUGUAGACAUGAUCAGUCUCCACUACGACCUUAAGCUGGUCAUAUACGUGGUGUACCUACUGAAGAGAUUCUCCUUAUAUGUGUACAUGUACCACGAGUUGCAAGAAAGAUUUCUCCAAGUGAAGGCAGGAAAGGUCUUCAACUACGACCUAGACGAGGAGCAAUUUUGUCCUAAUUUUUUUGUACACAAAUUGAAACUUCAUGACCUUUUAAAAAAAUACAACUACUCAUCAAACAUUGUGUUGACAAAAUUCCUUCAGAGUUUUUUUUCCUUUAUCGAUUUUUAUUUUUAUCUUCCGUGUGGUGAGGAGGUGGAGGGGGCAUACGGGUCAACCCAUGGGAGGGGAGCAUUUGAGCAGGCUCUCCGGAAAUUGAUCCCUGGGGGGGGGAGAGUUCACAAGUCACGCGAUUGGUCUCACUCGAAGGGGAGUGUUCACAUAGGAGGAAGCACACCCAACGAGUUAAAUCGCUUUGGCAGUUUGGAAUGGAUUAAUCUUGGAGAGUCCCGUUUUAGCAGCACCGCCCCCCGGCGGCAAUCAUGGGGUAGUGGAUAUGAGGAGACCGCCCACGAGGGGACGAGGGCAGCCCCACACAAAGACCCCUUCCGGCAGAAUUUCUUCUCAGUACUAUACUUCACCAUCUACACAUAUAACCACACACCCCUGUUGCUAAUCCUGCUGAUCGAAAAGGAUUGCAUACACAAAACGUAUAUUGUUAUAUGUGGAAGUAACACAGUAGCUUCUGGGACAGACGCUGUACUAGGCGAACAAGGGAAGAACAAGAAGAGACACUUCUUUACCAUUCCACUAAUACAUAGGAGCUACCCCAUUGUACAUAACCUAGAAGAUUAUCUGAACGGUCUACGAGAUCUGGUCAACCGAUUUUCAAAUUUAUUUUCCACGUUGGAGAAACUGCUACAGAUGAACGCGCGAUGUCCCGUUUUUUGUAGUCGAUUUUGCGUAGCCCCGUACAAGGGUGGCGCAUCGAGAUUGGGUACAGGGGACACACGUCAGGACAGUGAGCUCACGCUUAAACUCGCCUCCGACCAGAUGUACGCCCAACUGAGGGAAGAGGAGAAAAAGGGUUUCCUCGACCUUCAAUACUUCGUAAGUAAGAACCAGUCCAGGCGGUUUGCUCGCAGCGCAAGCGGUGACGUCGCUGCAGACGUUGCGAACCUGAGCGAAGCGAACGCAGAAGAUCUCGCCAAGGAGAAAUACCCAGUGGACUACAUCAGCAACUACUUGCUCCACUUGGAAUGCGAGCUGGACGAGGAGCACUACUUGAACAAGGAAUUUGUGAACAACAAUGAAGAAAGCGAGUACCCCAUUCGGAUCAAGGUGAACACCUAUGGGUCCUUUUUUUUUGAAGUCCCCGUUCGGCAGAAAAAACUCCUUAAGAUAAGGGACUUGGAUUUGAACAGAAGCAGAGAGGAGGUUUCUUUUUUGUGCUCCAACGUAGCGAUAAAUGUGAAGGUAGAGCGGCUUGGAGAGCAAGGGGCGGACGCGACCUCUGACGACUGGGUGCAAAUGAAAACAAUGUACCUACUACUCAAGGACGACUGUUCUUCAACGAACAUUCUUCACCUCUUUUCAGUCAUGAGCAAAAUAUUUUCCGUGUGGAAUUUCUUCCAGGAAUUGUACUAUCUUGAACAAAUCAUGUCCCCUGAUAUUUCCAUCCGCAGCUGCCAUUUGGCUAAUAUCAUUGUUGAUUAUAACUGUGGUGUUAACAAACAGAUUGCUUGUUCUGUCGUGUUAGACGUUCUUAGUGGUGGCGAUAUAACAUCAGGACAGCUCGACAAUCCACCUGGGGGAUCGUUUCUCAUAGGUGCAUAUAAUAGCAGAGAGCAUUUUUCAAAAGGACUAGGGGAAGGAGACCCAGACAACAUAACGUCCAAAGACGGGAUAAAACAAAUGAGCGAUGAAGAAGACGCAUUGGAAAAAUUACUUUUCUUCAACAUCGCCUUUAACUCCCCCUUUGAAUGUAUUAAUAAAUUAUUUUCUCGAGAAAAAAAAAAGCUCUUCUUGUACUUGAAAAAAAAAAAAAGUAUUUUCAGCUUGCUCAGAUUUAUUUUCUUAACCUUUGAAUUUCAUUAUAACUUUUAUACUCUAAUUAACAGGACAAGUGAGCAUUUGAGGAAGAUCCCUUUUUUGCAUCCAGUAGACCUCUUGCACGAUGUUGAAUUUGAGUAUGUGAACCUCAUGACUGUUAUGUUAACAUUAAAAUGUUUUAGUAACGACAAGGGGGUGCUGUCCUUUUAUUUGAUUUUGCACCCUGAGCAUUUCUCCAAAGUUGUGAUCAUCCCGCAUUACAGGGGUACCUCCUUGGGUACACGAUAUCAGAGGAGGGAAGUGUCCAUUAAAAAUUUCUUCAAAAGGGGGAAGCGCCAGGGGGGACUUUCUCCUCGAUGGGGUGAUGAAGAAAAGGAUGUGAAUGAGGAGAGAGCGGGGGUUAUACAGCCACGACAAGGGUCUGCAAAAAAUAUUUCCAGGAUGAGCGUGUCGUUUCCUCAUUUGGUAAAUGAGAAGGGUAACCAGUGGGGAGGUCAAUAUGGAGUCUCACCCAAGAAGAGAUCAUGGGAUUACUCCAACCAACACGACACAACGAUAGCGGACGCAAGUCUGGCCCAAAGCGGAGAACCGCUCAACACACAGCAAAGCGGCAUACUCAUUGACCACCUAGAUGAGGAAGACCUAUUCGUUUAUCUCUUUUCCCAUUUUUGCGACAUUUUAAAUUUAAAGAAAGUUCACCAGUCUACCAUCUACACUCCGGGUGGAGAUGUGCAAAGUGGUCAUGUACAUUCACCACAAGAGAGCAGCAGUCACUCACUGGACGGAACAGAACAUGUCUCAUUUGGAGAUAGCGCGAACGAGAACGAUCUCAAAAUUUUCGAAGAGUACGACGUGUUUAUAUUAAAUAUAAAAUAUUUGUUUAAAAUGAAAAACCAAAUUGUCCUGUCACAGGUUUUUUUCUUCCCUCCAUUUUUUCUGUACACCACCCUCUACCCUUUUGUGGAAUUUUUGAAGACACUAAAAUGUUGGUUUGUCUUGUUGGAUCAACUGAGACUUCACCAUUCCGAUAUUACCUUGAUGUGGUCCGAGAUAGGCGACGUUUUUCAGCACGUAACUGCGGUUAGGAAAAGGUGCGCUUCGCCGAUCCCCCCCGAGGGUCACACACAAGGUCCCCGCCAGGAGGACGAAAUAGUUGUGCACUUCGUGUGGUUCCUCUACAGCACCAAAGAUUUGUACAUCGACAUGGCGUCCCUUGGUGAGGGAAAAAGGUACAAGAGGAGUUAUGCGGCCCUUUUGGGUGACCCCAAGGAGGUGAAUCAGGAGGAUUUGUUUGAGAGGGAUGACGGAAACAGCGCUUAUGGAAAUCGAGGUGAGCAUAAAAAGGUAAAGAGGCCAGAGGGGGAUGGGCAGCACAGCACGACAGAUCAUUUGUGGUGGGACAACCACACAAUUAGUCAAUCCAAAUCGGAUGAAAUACAAAACGUGAAAUGGGAAAUCGGAGGAGACAAUUUUGUAGCAAAAAAAUGGACACACACAACGAAUUAUCUGAGCACCCCCUUUCACAUGAACCCAACAAACACAGACAAAUUAAAAAAUAUGAUCAACGCAUAUUCUCACAUGAACGAUGAUAUUUUUUUAAAAAAAAAAACUCAGAAAAUAUGGUUGGGGGAGAAUUUUAUCCAGAGAGCUUAUGCCCUGCGGAUUUUGGAGUCCAAAAAUGAGGACCCCCCAUAUAAAGAAGGGACAGGAUGGAAUCCUUUAACGGAGGAAGGAAAGAAUGAUAAUGUUGGGAACCAUAACUGGUAUGACAUACUUAUGAAGAUGAACCCAUACAAAGAAACGACCAAUCUAAAGGAACCACAAAACGAUUUUGAAAAUAUGUUUUUUUUUAAUGAAGAAAAAAUGCUAAUGGGAGACAUGAAGAAUGCGAAAAAUUCUUCCUCCUCAGCAGAAAACAUAUACAAAGGGGAUAUGCAUUACUGGACCAAUUCAGUGUGCAUAUAUUUUGAAAAUGUGGGGGAGACUGUGGAUGAGGAGGAUUGCUGGUUUUAUCGUAGUAGGGCAAAGGUGCCCACACGGGAAGGGCAAGUAGGUAACCACGGUGAGGUGAAAAAUCAAACGAGGAAAUUUAUCCUGGAGGAACAAAACGUACUGAAAGAAAACUCCAAAAUUAAUUCAGCCUUGAAUAUAAUUUACAACUAUGCUAGAAUAUGGCUCCUCAAAAUGAAUCACUCCAGCGUUAUUUCGUUUUUUCGCAUCAUGAUUGAGACAUUGGUUGAUAAAAAGAAUAUAUGUGAGUUGUCUUCUCUCUUGUUUAACUCAGUUUUGUCUUAUCGAGAGCAUAUAACCUUUUGGAUGCUUCCAACCAGAGAAGGUGUAUCAAUGCCAUUCGUUGAAAUGGAGUUUGUAGCUGAUGGGAUCCAUGACCACCAGGUUACUUCGGUGGGUGAAAAAAAAGAGACUUCCAUUUUGCACAAUAAAUGGAUUGAACUGGUUGUUCCCGUGGAAGAAGCGGUGUAUGAUGGUUAUCUCAUGGAGGGAGAAAACACUAACAGAGGGGUUAUGGCUAACCUGGAUGGUGGGCAGACCCAUACAGGUGGCGAUUUGCCUACUCCCAGCGGAGGGAACCAAAUUAUCACCACGGGAGGUGAUGACGGCAAGAGAGGGAAGUGGCAUCCCACCCCUGCAACAGAAAAAACGAUUAAGAUAAAGUACAAAAUGUGGAGAUACAUGCCAUCCCCUUUUAAAAAAAAAAAGUUCGCACAGGAGGUUAAAGACAUUAUGGUGGGAACCAACGAAAGCGUGACGCUCACGUUUAAAAUAUCAUCAGAGCUGCCAAUUAAAAACUUAAAGGAGGUGCACAUAAAUGACGAACCGUUCGUGAAAUUUCUGGUGAGGCACAAAAUCGACUUAAAUGUUGCUCACCAGAGGGUCAUGACCAUUUUGCAGAAAUACAACCUGAUGGCAAACUACUCAUUCGUUGCCACGCAGACCGUCCUCCACAGCAGCACCUUCGAACUGUUGCUCAAGGGGGGGAACAACGACAGCGGGUGA